Molecule: messenger RNA, 3249 nt
Organism: Ruditapes philippinarum (Manila clam)
Lineage: Eukaryota; Metazoa; Mollusca; Bivalvia; Venerida; Veneridae
Product: patched domain-containing protein 3-like
Exons: 4
Coding region: 17-2599 (860 amino acids)
Biological process (GO): transmembrane transport
Cellular component (GO): membrane
Molecular function (GO): transmembrane transporter activity
Source: RefSeq, a predicted model, not a curated record
AGAGUUUUUAGUACGUAUGCGGUCAUACACUGGUAGUGAGAAAUUUGAGUUUGCAUACGGCCAUUAUGACUCGCUGGACGAGGAAUUAGACGAGAAUGUUUCUGGAGAUAUCACAUUAUUUGCUGCAACUAUAGCAUUGAUGAUUACUUACGCAUGCGUGGCAACACUGUCCUACAGACUGACUGACCAGGUUGGACAACGCAUGUGGCUUGGUUUUGGCGGAAUUUUGGCUGCGGGAUUAGCAAUUGUUUCUAGCUUCGGACUUUGUGCAGCUUGUGGCGUGGAUUUUGUUAGCAUUGUUGGGAUAGUGCCUUUUCUAAUCAUUGGUAUUGGUAUAGACGACAUGUUCAUUCUGCUGUCCGGUUUAUCAGAAGCACAAACUAAGCACUCAGUAGAAGAUAAAUUGGCGGAGACAUUGCGUAUAUCCGGAGUUGGGAUAACAAUAACAUCAAUUACAGACUUGAUUGCUUUCAUGGCUGGAGCUUGGUCAAGUUUUAUAGCUGUUAGAAACUUUUGUAUUUACACAGGAGUCGCUGUUGUGUUCUGUUACAUCAACAAUGUCACCCUGUUUGCUUCUUGUAUCGCCAUAAAUGAACGUCGAGUUGAGGAAAACCGCCACUUUAUGACAUGUAGGCGUAUACAGACAAAGGAAGUUUUGAAAAUCGAAAACCGUUCUAAAACAUAUAUCAUGUGCUGUGGAGGGCGAGCGCCUAGAAAUAGAGAAGAAGCAGAAAGUUUUGUCGAUAAAUUUCCCCGCUGGUUGUUCCCCAAAAUAGUGCUGAAGUUACCUUGCAAAAUUAUCAUAAUAAUUAUAUUUAUUGGAUACUUAGCUGCAGCAAUAUACGGUUGUGUUAAUUUGAAGCAAGGUCUGUUGUUUACACAGUUAGUAAGCGACGAUUCCUACUUUUUUAAAUAUACUGACUGGGAAGAGAAAUAUUUCAAGCGGAACUAUGCUGUCUCGUUCGUUUUUCCAACUACGCAUGCGUACUCUGAACAGGAAACACAGGUUAUGAUCGAUGAGCUGAUGUCAACUGUUCAGUCUAAUAAAUAUUUCGAAAAUGGUUCUGAGGUCAACUGGCUUAAGACAUAUAUGAAUUCUGAAUAUUUGAAUUUAAGUUCGUCUGAAUCGAGUUUUAUAUAUGGACUUAAACGAUUUCUAAGUGACCAACGGUAUUCCGUUUUCGAAAGUGAUGUUGUCAUUGAUUCUAAUGAUAAUCAUAUAACUUCGUCGCGUGUGUAUGUUUUUACGGUAGAUUUAGAAGACAGUCAAGAAGAAGGCAAAAUGAUGCAAGAGUCACGUGACUUAGCACGUGCUGCAACAAUAAACUGUUUUGCUCUCUCACCAGCCUUUGUUGCUUUUGAACAAUAUGUUCGCAUAUUAGACCAAACUCUAUUUUCCGUAGGGAUAGCCUUAGUUGCAGUUUUUAUAAUCACCUGUAUUUUUAUGCCUCACCCGAUACUGAUUAUUUUUGUAACGAUUAUUGUAACGAUGAUUAUGAUUGGUGUGUUUGGAUUCAUAUAUUAUCUCGAUGUUGCUUUAAGUGCAAUCACGAUGAUCCAUAUGAUCAUGAGUAUUGGAUUUUCGGUUGAUUUCACAGCACACAUUUGUCACGGAUACAUGAUCUCGAAUGGGGAGUCACGUGACAUUAGGGUGAAGCAAGCUAUUGAUAAAACAGGUGCUCCAAUAUUCCAUGGAGCUGUUUCAUCUCUUCUUGGUAUAUUAGUGCUUGUUGCUGCAAAGUCGUACAUUUUUAGAACGUUUGCAGCAGUGAUGUCUUUGGUUUUGCUUUUUGGCAUUGCGCAUGCAUUACUUCUGCUUCCGGUUAUUUUAUCGUGGAUAGGUCCGGGAAGACUGAAUUCUGAUGCAUCGAAAGGUUUACAUUCCGACGAAUCUACACAGAACAAACAAGACGAAUACUUUGAAACAGAUGGUACUUUCGUUACUAUUGUCUCUAACAGAAAGGUUAGACAAAGCGGAUUUGGAGAACAAACACAAUUUCCUUCAUCGAGGAAAAGGACUAAUCAAGUUGUGUUUAAUGAAACGAAUCCAGUGCAUAAUGACACUGAAUCACACAGUGAUUAUGAUUAUUAUCAAAGGGGAGAUUUACAACAAAAUGUACAAGACAAUGUUUCAAAUGAACCUGACAGUAGACACAAUAUUGUUUCAGACAUUGAUGAGAGUGGAAACUCCGUGACAUUGCCGAAUAAAGAUUCUGACCAUCAGGAUAAACAUGGUGAUAAUAUGGAUGUCAAUACAAAUGACACAAAAGAUGACAACGACGCGUAUGAUGAUACAGAUACAAAUGCCAUUGUUAAGCCAUAUAACGGUAUUCAGGACACAGGAAACAACAAGAACUUUGCAGAAGAGUUUAAAGACACAGAUGCGCAAAGUAAACAAGAUGACGUUAUUCAGGAAACGGAAGAUAGUGGGAACUCAGCAAAUUCGCAUACUGAUACAGAUGCAGAACAGAAAGAAAAUAACGACCAGCAUCACACUGAGAAUGAUGAUGUAAUAAAAUUUAAACAGUUUGCAUCAAUGUAUAAUCUAAAUAUCAAUGACUUCAACGGUACCUAUUCAUGGCAGAAAGCUAGUACCUAAUUAGUAUGUUUAAAUGUUAACUUGAAAAAGGAAAAAUGCUCAUCUAAAAUUAUAUUGUUUGAUUUAUUAAGAAAUUACCAUUCAUAAUUCUACGCUUUUGUUAUUUUAAAUUUGACUUUUUUUACAUUUUGUUUUAUACAAUAUCAAUUCAUGUAACGCGGUUUAUGUGAUAACAAUUGCGAUAUCAGUCGUUUUUAGCGAGAAUUCGAAGAAUAGAGAGAAAGAGAGAGAGAGAGAGAGAGAUAGAGAGAGAGAGAUCUAUUAAACUCAUCCUGACGUGGGUGUAGAAGUUAGUGUCGCUGUCACAUUUUGGUGAAGUUCUUUUGCGUGCAAGGUGUUGCACACAUUUGUUGUCUGUGAUUAUCUAACAUGAUGGGCACAGAUCUCAUAACUCUGAGUGUUAUGCCCCUUUUGUACUGUCAAGCAAUUAGAAUAGCCGAACGAGCGGGCUGUCAUACGGUUAACUCUUGUUAAUUCUAUAUUAUCCACCAUUCAGUUUAUUAUCCUCCCCGAAAAAAUUCGGGGGAGCAUAUCAUCGCCGGGUUGUCCGUUCGUCAGUCCGUCCGGACGUACGUCCCGAAUUCGUGUCCGGCCCAUAACUUCGACUAUUGCACAGAAAUCAUCACCAUAAUGAAACGACAGCAUUUGGG